Messenger RNA from Amblyraja radiata (thorny skate), 2255 nucleotides. It is a transcript of the gene slc35g1, whose product is annotated as solute carrier family 35 member G1. The transcript has 8 exons. The coding region runs from base 1 to 2004 and encodes 667 amino acids. NCBI's taxonomy places the organism in Eukaryota, Metazoa, Chordata, Chondrichthyes, Rajiformes, Rajidae. Gene Ontology annotation, biological process: regulation of cytosolic calcium ion concentration; calcium ion export across plasma membrane. The record is from RefSeq and is a predicted model, not a curated record. Gene Ontology annotation, cellular component: plasma membrane; endoplasmic reticulum membrane.
AUGGAAAAGGCAAUUCUGGAUUUGGUGUUGUGCAACAAACCAGAUUUGAUGAGAAAGCUUCAGGUAAAAGAGCUUCUAGGAGGCAGUGGCCAUAAUAUGAUAACAUUCAACCUGCGGUUUGAGAUGGAGAAGAUUAAAUCAGACGUGUUGGCAUCACUGUUGAGUAAAGGUGAUGACAGAGGCAUGAGGGAGGAGCUGGCUAAAGUUGAUGGGAACUGGACCGUAGCAGGAAUGACGGUGGAACAGCAAUGGCAGGAGUUUCUGGGAGUAAUUCAAAAGAUGCAGGAUAUUUUCAUCCCAAAGUGGAAGAAAGAUCCUAAUGGGCCUGUCCCACUUAGGAUUGUGAACAUGCUCUCAGUCUCUUACCCCCCUCCCCCGCAACCCUCUGGGGGUGGCGAUGCAACCAGAAGGCACUUUGCUACAAAGCACCGCCCCCAAGUUGCCUUGGCCCGGACACACGGGCGAGUGCAGCCAGCCAGGCAGCAGGGCAGUGGCAGUGUGAAGCAAGCAAGCAAGCAAGCCGGGUUGCUUUCAUUCACCAUGAGUGCACGCUUUGAGCCGGGGGACGACCCCCUCGCCUUGACUGUGGAGACUGAGCGUGAUCGUGAGGCUGAGGUGGGACAGCAGGGCAGCGGGGAGUCGGCAGCGAGUCGCGGCUACACUGCGGUGCCAGGGACGGGAGCAGCCAACACACGCUUCAACCUCGCGUCCUGCUGUCGCUCGGACAAAGUGGCAAACGACCCAAGUGACCAGCUGCCAGAUGAUGAACAGAAAGAGUUUCAAGUGGCUAUUCUGGAGCAUGAGAUGGGGGUGGUUGAAGGAUUAAUUACUGCAGAUGAUGAACAGAAAGAGUUUCAAGUGGCUAUUCUGGAGCAUGAGAUGGGGGUGGUUGAAGGAUUGCGAGUGGACCAGGCUGAGGUGGGACAGCAGGGCAGCGGGGAGUCGGCAGCGAGUCGCGGCUACACUGCGGUGCCAGGGACGGGAGCAGCCAACACACGCUUCAACCUCGCGUCCUGCUGUCGCUCGGACAAAGUGGCAAACGACCCAAGUGACCCGCUGCCAGUGGCAGAGAAGAAGCCUAAAUGGGUAGGCCUUGGAUUAUGUUACGCCUUGUUCUCCUGUUUAUUCUUUUCCUCCGUUUCCCUUUUGGUGAAGAAAGUUGAAGGAAUCCAUUCCCUGGAAAUCAGUGGGAUUCGAUGUUUAUUUCAGUGGUUGUUUACAUUCCCGAUUAUUAUCUACAAAGAAGUGGACAUUCGCGGACCCAAGGGCCUCAGAGUGUUGCUUUUCUUGCGGGGUUUCCUCGGUGCCACGGCCAUGAUGUUGCUCUUCUACGCCAUUCAGCAGAUGCCUUUGGCCGACGCCACGGUCAUCAUGUUCAGUAACACAGUCUUUGUCUCUAUCUUUGCGUGGAUUUUUCUGAAGGAAAAGUGCACCCUGCUGGAUCCCAUCUUCAUCAUUUUCACGUUGGUCGGGGUGGUUCUCAUCGCGAGGCCACGCUUUCUGUUUGGCGCUCACGUUGCUGGGCUUGGAGGCGACUACAAGAGCCACAUCAAGGGGACGGCCGCUGCUUUUGGAAGUGCGAUCUGUGCAGCAAUCACCCUGAUAGUGAUCCGGAAAAUGGGGAAGUCCGUCCACUAUUUCCUCUCCAUUUGGUACUACUCCUCGGUGGGAACCAUCCUCAGCGUGUGCGCAGUGUCAGUAAUCCAAGAAUGGAACUUGCCCUUCUGCGGGAAGGACCGAGCGUUUUUGAUCCUGAUCGGCCUACUGGGGGUAGGAGGGCAGGCCUUCCUCACCAAAGCCUUGCAGAUAGAGAAGGCUGCGCCCGUGGCACUUAUGAAGACCAUGGAAGUGGUCCUCGCCUUUAUAUUUCAAUAUUUCUUCCUAAAUCGCUCUCCUACCUGGUGGAGCUUAGGAGGGGCUCUCUGUGUGACGUGUGGCACCAGUGGAGUUGCUAUUCAGAAGUGGUACACCAACACCAGAAAAGCAAAGACAAAUCAAAAUUAACCAAUGCCCUUUAUAUUUGGAAAUGAGAGACAUCUUCUCAGGAACGCGGCUAAAAUUUGAAACUAGUUAUUGUUCAAUUGCCAUUUUUCUGAACACUGACUAAAUACUCAAAAUGAUAAACCAAGAUUUUCUCAGGAUAAUGCACCUAUUAAAACAAUUGUUUAAAAGGCUGCAUAUUUGAAGUUUUUUUAAUGAUUUGGACUUCUUGCAUUUGAAAUCCAGUUGCAAUAAAGUUGUAUAAUUGUGUGUGA